UAUGGUGUGUUUGUGUAGGUCUGUGUAGUCUUGGAGGCAUGUUUUCCUCACUGUUCCGCUGCUCCGUUCUCCUGAUGUUUCCUAGUAUGAUUGGAUCUCAAGGCCGGACAUUCCUGAUGGUUUUUGUGCUGCAUGGACUUUACCACGGCCCCAUUGCAAACAUCCAGCAUAACGUGCAGGAUGUGGCUUCCUCCAUGGGCUGUAACAUAGACCUGCAGAUCACACACAGCAAGGUGAUGUGGAGAAUGCUGACAGAGCCUUACGUGCAAGUAGUGCAGGAGAUAGUGAAUGACAGUGAGGAAUUUCAAAAAGUGUCUCAAAAUGUGAGCAAAAAGUUCCAGAAGAUCCGGGAUGAGGUAAUGGGUCGAUACGGAUAUGACUCUCUUGGUAAGGAGUCCGUCCAUACGGCCAACAGCACUCAGGAGGAGUAUGUAGCGAAGACUAGAGCACGUUGUGACUAUGUGGUGCAGCAGGGAAUUAGCCGAUGUCAGGAUUGGUUCAGUACUAAGUGGAAAGAGUGUAUGAAUACCAUUCAAGCCCCUCUUAUAAACAACUUUCUCUGCAUACCUAUGCAAUUCCACUUUCUGUGUGAUAUCAUGAGAGUGAUGACAUCAUGGUGCACAGAGAAAAUCCCAGUUGAGGGAAACUUUGGUCAGACCUUCGACAAACUAAAUGACUCCAUCAACAUGCUUGCAGAACACUUCACCACCAAUGUAGUGCUUAAGAAUUUGGAGCAGCAGUCAGUGUUUGGAGUAAACGUUCUCCAGAAUUUCUCUAUGGAGCUGAGCCGUGUGUUUCAGGAGAAAACUGUAAUUGCUGAGAAGAUAGCUGGGGUGAUUAACUUCCUUCUCUCAUUCACCUUCAUCACGGUGUUCACCUCAGCAUUUGGAUAUGUUCGUCAAUUUUGCAGAGACAUUCAUUUUGACAAUGUCUACAUAACUACUUACUUCAGACAGAUUGAUGCUCGAAGAAUAAGAGCUGGAAAGAGGCAUUUGCUACCACUGAAGAAAGCAGAGCAAGAGAGUUUGAUCAACCCAUGGAGCUUAUUUAUCCACCCAAGCGAGCUCAUGCCUGUGAUUGUGGGCUUCCUGCAAGUUGCAUCUCUGGCUUUGUUUGUGUGUGUUCUGCUGGCUGUUGAUGGAAUCCUGUACAACAUAUUUGACCUCAUCCGAAGACACACUUUCACCACUUACUCUGUUACUAGUGUUCAACAUGCAGACAUUGUAAUUGGUGGAGAUUCCAUGUUAGCCAGACUUCUGCGGAAAACCAUUGGGGCCUUCAACACCUCUUCCAAUCUUGACGUGCAAUCAAGUAACUUGCAUUGUUUGCCCCAGCCACAUGCUCUGAGCCAGUCGAACUACUUGCGGAUCUUCCUCCCCCUUUUACUGAUGUGCCUCAUGUGCUGCCUGCAGGUAUACACCAAUCGUCUGCGCCGGGUCAUCACCACCUUCUACUUCCCAAAGAGAGAAAAGAAACGGAUCCUCUUCCUCUACAACCUACAGAUCCAGAAACGCAUCUCCUUCAUCAACAGACAGCGUCAUCGGCUGAGAAAUCAAAAACAUACUUUUAUAACGGUGCUGUCGGUUCUGUUGGCCCUUCUGAGGCGUGUGGGCUGUAGGUUGCACUGGUGCUGGGUGUGUGAUAGGUUUGUGAAACAGAAGCAGGCUGUGCUGUGCAGUUCUGUAGGCUGCACAGUGAUCUAUUGCCAGCAAUGCUGGACAGACCUGGGCAACAUCUGCUACGCCUGCUUCCCUCAUAACCAGUGUGGACCACAAGAUAACGGCUCUGAUUCUGAUGUGUACUACAGCUGCUGAUGAACUUCACUCCACCUUCAAAGUUCAGCUACUAACAUGUAAAGUUUUCAUAGUCUCAAACUGCAUUAAUGGCUGAUAAAACUUUUUUGAUUUCAACACGUCUUCUAUGGACAAUUAAAGUGGCUCUGCUAAAGUGUAAACAAUUGGAAUUGGUUAAAUCAAGUUUAUGUAAGCAAGGUUUUUACCCAAAAAUGACUUUCAUGGUGUCCCCUGCCCUACAUUAUGUCUGAAACACUAUAUAUACGCUGGUCAUUUAUAUAGAU
This is a messenger RNA of Rhinichthys klamathensis goyatoka, 2077 nucleotides long. It is a transcript of the gene dcst1, whose product is annotated as DC-STAMP domain containing 1. Gene Ontology annotation, cellular component: membrane. The transcript has 13 exons. NCBI's taxonomy places the organism in Eukaryota, Metazoa, Chordata, Actinopteri, Cypriniformes, Leuciscidae. Bases 39 to 1814 code for a protein of 591 amino acids. The record is from RefSeq and is a predicted model, not a curated record.